CAGAGGAGGGUGGUGCAGUUACAUUAGCCAGAGGCACAAAGGUGCAGCCUGUGGCACAGAAAGGGACAGGUGAACAGGCUACAGAGGAGCAAUAUGAGCAAGUUUGUGGCACUGCUGUUCUUUUAUACCUUGCUACAUACAGGUAUAUCUCUGAAAUGUUACCAGUGUACUGGAGUCCCCUACAACUGCCAAGAGACUGUGGCACAGUGUUAUAUAAACCAGACAACAUGUAUGUCACAGUCACACUCUCUUGUAGUCAAUGGCACUCUUCAGGAAUGGACAACCAAGGGUUGCUCACAGGGGCUUGUGUGUAAUGAGACAUCAUAUGCUGACAUGGGCGCCAAUAAAAAGUAUGUUAGUACCUACUGCUGCUCUUCAGACCUCUGCAAUACAGGCACAUACUAUGCUCGUGUACCUGUGGCCUCUCUCCACUGUUUCAACUGUAGUGGAAGCAAUGAAUCAUGUGCACUUCAAAACCUGACAGUGAUCCAGUGUGCCGGAAUGCAGGACCGCUGUAUGACAAUCACUACAGCUUCUGUCAAGGGAGGUCUACGUACAGACACAACUCUUAAAGGCUGUGGGACAGGAAACCUAUGUGAUAGAGUUCUGGAGUAUAAUGCUGGAAAUGCAAGAUUGUAUACAGCGACAUCAUGCUGUGGGAAGACCAAAUGCAACAAUGGCACAACCAGAGUUUCUGUGAAAGACAAUCUGAAUGGCUUGCAGUGCUACGCUUGUAAUGAGACCGGUAAAGGAGAGUGUAAGGUUGUCAACACUACUGUGCAGUGUUCUGGAAGCAUGACCUACUGUAUGGAUGCCGUAGGAUUUCCUCGGGGGAACACUCUGAUGAGAGGUUGCUGCUCAAAAGACGUGUGUCUGGGUCUUUCAGUUUCACUUCUAGUCCAAGCCAGUCAGAAGUUCUACUGUUGUUCAGGCAAUCUAUGUAAUAACGGGGAUGUUGAAUCAUAUUUCAGAUCCAGCUCAUGCAGAGUAGAGAUCAGCAGAUAUGCGCUUGGGUUAUUGAUAUUGUCCUUUACAUGCUUACUCAGGGCACUGCUAUAAAGUGCACUCACAUCACUGACAAACAACAGGAACAUCACCUACUCUAUAAGGACAUAUUGAAUGUAGACAGGAAUAAGUCACACACAUUAUUGAGAGCAUUGUACUUUAUAUAAAAACAUACUAAUAAUGAUAACUAGCUCAACAUAUGUAUAAUAACAAUAACCAUUUGUGUUCAGAUUGGAAUAACCAACUAAAAACCAACUGUGUUAAGCUUGGGAUAGCCAACCAAUAACCAACUGUGUUCAGCUUGGAAAAUCCAACCAAUAACCAGCUGUGUUCAGCUUGGGAUAGCCAACAAAUAACCAACUGUGUUCAGCUUGGUAAAAACAACCAAUAACCAGCUGUGUUCAGCUUGGGAAAAACAACCAAUGACCAGUUGUGUUCAGCUUGGAUAGCCAACAAAUAACCAACUGUGUUUAGCUUGGGGAAAACCAACCAAUAACCAGUUGUUUAACUUGGGAUAGCCAACAAAUAACCAACUGUGUUCACCUUUGUGGCUGUUAAACACAUAAGGACAGAUUACAAGUCGAAAACAAAAAUACAAGCGGCAUUGAAUCAAAACAUUGCUGGAGCGCAAUUCAUACAGCUUGCGUUUUUGUGCAGGUAUUACUAGCCCAUGGUUAAUUUUUUCAUGUUGGAUGGCGCAGAUGUGUAAUUUUCCUCAGACAAUAGAUUUCUACAAGGGACCACACUAAAAUUUAUAUUGGAAAACAGUUGGCUGCACAGCUGAUGGAGUGUAAAAAUUCUGCUGAAGUAGUGGAAUGUUUUUUUAAUGUAUAAUAGCAAGGCAUAACAGUUGAGCCCCCUUCUACCGCUUACCAUUGAAAGUAUAGGGUGCACUAUAUAAGUAUUUUAUUUACUAAAUAAAAAAAGUUGUAUUGGCAAAGAAUAUAAUAUUAUCUUUAGCUCAAGUAAAUCAUAAAGUUUUAUUAUUAUUAUUAAGAGUGAAUUUAUUAAGCUGAACCGUUUUUUAUAUUUCCUGGAAUUAGACACAUUCCCAACUAAAGAGUGUUAGUAUACUAUCAAAUAAAUAUGACUAUUAUGACUGAUGUUUUGUUGACAUUUUGGGACAUUUCGAGUUUACCACAGGCUGUUUUUGCACUUUGGAUGUAUCGAGUGUAUUACAAGUUGAAAGUAAACGCCUUCACUCGAGCGCAAUUUAACACGCGGCAGGUUAAUGCAACCUCAGAGCUCUGGUUAACCGAUACGCUUGAAUAAAAAUUUGCACAAAAUACGUCAAAAUUACAUUUAAAAGUACAGUUACUCUCAUAAUAACACCAUCUAAUACAACUGUUAAAAAACAAAAUUACAUUAAAAAGAAAUGAGCUCAAAGCUAUAAAGUCUCAGAUGUAAGGGAAAAAAGGACUGCAAAGGACUUUAACAUAGAUAUAUAUACAUAUAGAGGUCAAAAUAUGUAUAUGUAUAUAUACAUAUAUAUAUAUAUAUAUAUUUCUAUAUAUGUGUGCAUAUGUAUCUUUGUAUUUAUAUGUGUAUACAUGUAUUUACAGAUAUAUAUACACAUAUAAACACAUAAAUACAUAUGUACACAUAUAUAGACAUAUAUAUAUAAGUGCAUUGGAGCCCUUGGCAGUUAAGUAACUGAAAACAUGAAAAAUCAUAUUUAUGCAAUAUUCAUAUUUAAUAAAGUGUUUAUGUAUUUACUGUAAUUAUUUCAAAUUCCAAUGUUAUCGUAAUCUGGCCCAGCAUUAGAAACCUGCUUUCCUGCAACUGGCUCAUUCAUGUCCUCUCUGAGUGGUUCAAAUGUAUGUAUCUGGGUUUGUGUCUAGAUGUAUGUUUGUGCCACUGUUACUACCAGAUUUAGUAUUUAUUUGUAUAGAAGUUUGUAUUUUUAAUUUCAAUUAACUGGGUUUCUAAAAUAUGUUCACUGGCCUUUUGUAUGUAAAAAUAAAUAAAAAAAAGUAACCCACAAAA
Molecule: messenger RNA, 2991 nt
Organism: Bombina bombina (fire-bellied toad)
Lineage: Eukaryota; Metazoa; Chordata; Amphibia; Anura; Bombinatoridae
Product: urokinase plasminogen activator surface receptor-like
Exons: 7
Coding region: 94-1059 (321 amino acids)
Source: RefSeq, a predicted model, not a curated record